AUGACUAGUCGCCGUGCUCGUGCUGCACUCGCCGCAGAGGAGAGCCUGGCUUCCACCCGAAGCAACUCACCCGACGCUGCUCCACCUACUGGUAUAGGCCGCCGCCUCACCAGAUCUGCUUCGGCCAAGAACCUUGCAGUUCCGGCUCAGUCUGUCACUUCAGCCCCUUCCGCUGCGAAGAGAGGCAGAGGCCGGCCUAGCAAGAAUUCCUCCCUUGCCAAUGAUUCGGUCUCCUCAGCCCCCUCUGCUGCUGCAUCUGCCGACUUCACCUCAGCUAGCGAGGACUCCACCCCGGCAACUAGCAAUGUCGCCACACCCGCACCGUCCAUCACCGCAGAUGGUCUUGGGUCUCGCAGAAUCGCCUCCAAGAUUGAGGUACAGCUCCCCACCGCUGCUGGCCUCCAGAGUGAGCGCGCUCUCCGUCGCAGCCAGUACUCUAUGGCACCCAUCAAGCGCAAGCGGUCUGAGACUGGAGGUAGCGAUGAUGAGGACGACGAGGAGUACUCCGACAAUGACCGCGAUGCUAUCGUCGCUCGUCGUCUGCAGAAAGAGGAGAACCGCAAAGCGAAAACGACUACUCGACUUUCGGAUGCUGCCCUUGCUAGACGUCUUCAGGAAGAGGAGUUCGGAACGGACAACCCCGAUGCCCUCGUCACUACUCGACGCGGUCGAAGCAACAUGACUUCUACCCAGGCAGCUAUCACAGACAGUGACGCUGAAAUGUCAGAAGACAUACCUCUUGCUGCCCGAGUCACAUCUGGCGGCCGCCAGCGAGGUAGACCUGCUAGGAGCAACAUCUCCCUCGCGCAGCGACCUACGAAAAGGCAGAAGAACAUCCUUCACCAUGAAGAUCAAGAUGAAUUGGCCGCUUCCGCGCGUGAGGACGAGCAUGAUGGCGCUGACUUUGGUCUCUCAUCGGACGAAGAAGACUCGGGUGACGAGUUUGAACCCAAGAAAUCGGCGUCCAAGGGCAAGAAGCCCGUCAGACAGACCAGAAACACAGCCUCUUCUUCCACCCAACCGCCUGCGGCACUUGAAGAGCUUGUGGUUGACGAUGAGGACGCCUUGUCGAGCCUUUCGGGCUUUUCCACCGAUGACAGCGACGCUAGCAACGUCGCCUCGACCGUCUCCACCGCGUCCGAUAGUGAUGGACGCCUCCAGAACGCCGUUGUCAGACAGUCUCGUGGGCGACGUGCUCUUCAACGUGGCUCCAAGCGACGAGGUCAGCUUGAGCGUGAUAGAUUAGUGCAUCAUCACCCUGAGCUUCUGACCAUGUGGCAGGAGCUCGAGGCUUUGCCGCCUCUGAGGCCCGACAAGAUCGCACAACCCAAGCAAAUCUCGCGCCAGCUCAAGCCGUUCCAGCUACAGGGUGUUGCAUGGAUGAUUGCUAUGGAGCAGACCGACUAUAGGGGGGGCCUCCUCGGUGACGAGAUGGGCCUCGGCAAGACCAUUCAGGCGGUGUCGCUGAUAAUGUCCGAUUUUCCCUCCAAGAAGCCCUCUUUGGUCUUGGUACCGCCCGUCGCCCUAAUGCAGUGGCAGUCGGAGAUCACUGCCUACACUGACGGCACGCUCAAGACGUUUGUCUAUCACGGUUCCUUGGCCAAGGCAAAGAACGUCAGCCUCAAGGAACUGAAGAAGUUCGAUGUCAUCAUGAUGUCUUACAACAGCCUAGAGUCCAUGUACCGCAAACAAGAGAAAGGCUUCACCCGCAAGGAUGGAAUCUACAAAGAGCGGAGUCUGAUACACCAGAUUGAGUUCCAUCGCAUCAUACUAGAUGAGGCUCACAGCAUAAAAACACGAACCACCAUGACGGCAAAGGCCUGCUUCGCCCUCAAGACUGACUUCAGAUGGUGCUUGACCGGUACCCCGCUGCAGAACCGCAUCGGCGAGUUUUUCUCCCUGGUCCGUUUCCUACAGGUCAAGCCUUUCGCCUCGUACUUCUGCAAGCAGUGUCCCUGCGCCAGCUUGGACUGGGACCUCGAUGAUGACCAUCGAUGCCGCCAGUGCCACCAUGCCGGCAUGCAGCAUGUUUCCGUGUUCAACCAGGAGUUGCUCACGCCCAUUCAGAAGUGGGGCAACAUGGGAGAAGGCGCAGAUGCUUUCCGAAAGCUUCGCACGAUGACUGAUCGUAUCAUGCUUCGCCGCCUGAAGAAGGAUCACACGGAUUCCAUGGAGCUUCCCGUCAAGGAGGUCUACGUAGACCGCCAAUUCUUCGGCGAAGUUGAGAACGACUUUGCUAACAGCAUCAUGACGAACGGUCAGCGCAAAUUUGAUACCUACGUCGCUCAGGGUGUGUUGCUCAACAACUACGCCAACAUCUUUGGUCUCAUCAUGCAGAUGCGCCAGGUUGCCGACCAUCCUGAUUUGAUCCUGCGGAAGAACGGCGAGGGCGGUCAGAACACGCUCAUGUGCAACCUGUGUGACGAGGUUGCUGAGGAUUGCAUCAGGAGCCGCUGCAAGCAUGAUUUCUGUCGCGCCUGUGCUAGAACCUGGCUCGCGGCUAACGAUCAGCCCGACUGUCCCAAAUGCCACAUUCUUUUGGCCAUCGACCUGGAGCAGCCAGAGAUCGAGCAGAACGAGGCCGACGUUAAGAAGUCGUCGAUUAUCAAUCGGAUCAAGAUGGAGGAGUGGACCUCUUCGUCCAAGAUUGAGCUCCUCGUUCAUGAACUUCACAAGCUUCGCUCCGACAACGCGUCUCACAAGUCCAUCAUCUUCUCGCAGUUUUCGUCUAUGCUUCAGCUCAUCGAGUGGCGACUCCGCCGUGCCGGCAUCACCACCGUCAUGCUGGACGGCAGCAUGAAUCCUGCCCAGCGUCAAGCGUCCAUCAACCACUUCAUGACGAAGACGGACUGCGAGUGCUUUCUCGUAUCUCUCAAGGCUGGCGGUGUUGCCUUGAACCUUACGGAAGCGUCGCGUGUUUUCAUCGUCGACCCCUGGUGGAACCCCGCCGCCGAGUGGCAGUCCGCUGAUCGGUGCCACCGUAUCGGCCAAACCCGCCCUUGCACCAUCACCCGCCUCUGUAUCGAGGAUUCUGUCGAGAGCCGCAUGGUUUUGAUCCAGGAGAAGAAGACGAACAUGAUCAACUCAACUGUCAACGCCGACGACAAGGCUAUGGAGUCCCUGAGCCCUCAGGAUAUGCAGUUCCUCUUCCGUGGAUCUUGA
This is a messenger RNA of Colletotrichum graminicola M1.001, 3162 nucleotides long. RefSeq names its product SNF2 family domain-containing protein. The transcript is spliced from 3 exons. The record is from RefSeq and is a predicted model, not a curated record. Bases 1 to 3162 code for a protein of 1053 amino acids. Gene Ontology annotation, molecular function: metal ion binding; ATP binding; ATP-dependent chromatin remodeler activity. Lineage: Eukaryota; Fungi; Ascomycota; Sordariomycetes; Glomerellales; Glomerellaceae.